AUGGGUCGUUGUAAUCUUGUUGCUUGGACUGCUGUCACAGCAAUAGCGACCACCGCCGUUGUCGAGGCCCUUCAUUUUUAUUUUUCCAAGUCCAAAAGACCGGCUUUGGAGCCUACAACCAAAGAAGUCGCUUCCACGAUCUCAGAUUUCUCGGAAGAACUUAUUAGAGAGCAGCUGGCAAGAAACUAUGCUUUUCUUGGCGAAGAUGGUAUGCGCAAAGUUCGUGAGCAGUUUGUCGUCGUUGUUGGUGCUGGUGGAGUGGGAUCCAACUGUGUGACCGCCCUUGUUAGAUCUGGAGUAUCUAAAAUCAGCAUCAUUGACUUCGAUCAAGUCAGCUUGUCUUCCCUUAAUAGACACGCAGUCGCCACUGGAAGAGACGUAGGUACGCCAAAAGUGGACUGUCUGCGAAAGCAUCUGCUCCAGAUUGCGCCUUGGUGCGAAAUCGAGGCCAUCAACACCCUUUUCACCAUAGAGAGAGCUGGGUCCUUACUUUUGAAAGGUAACCCGUCCUACGUUGUUGAUUGCAUUGACAACAUCGAUACCAAGGUUGACUUGCUGUCCUUCUGCUACGAGAACAACGUGCCUGUGAUUUCUUCCAUGGGAGCCGCUUGCAAAAGCGACUCCACAAGAGUGAACAUCGCCGAUAUUUCGGCUUCUGACGAAGACCCUCUGGCACGUUCUGUUAGACGGAGACUGAAGAAAAAGGGAAUAAUCAAGGGCAUCCCGUGUGUCUUUUCGAGUGAGAAGCCAGACCCCCGUAAAGCGAGCCUGCUUCCUCUUCCCGAUGAGGAGUUUGAGAAAGGCCAUGUGGACGAGUUAAGUGCGUUGCAAAAUUUCAGGGUGCGGAUCCUACCGGUUUUGGGCACGAUGCCGGCCAUGUUUGGUCUGACUAUAGCAACAUACCUUGUAACCACCGUGUCUGGUUAUCCUGUGGAGCCAAUCGAGGGCAAAAACCGAAUCAAAGUCUAUGACGGCAUCUUGCAGAGCUUGGCAGGACAGCAGGCCAGACUUGGGCAGAAAGAUCAGCGCGUGCAAAUCGCAUUGAGUGAUGUUAAUUACAUUCUUGAAGAAGUUUUCCGCGGAAAGUCGCCUAUCAGUGGAUACUCGACAAGAUUGGCGCUUUCGAGAUGGAAAAGAGACGAGCCACUCUCGUUGCAGAACGUGGUGAUCAUGACGAAAGAGGAACAAAAAAUACACGAGGAUAGAGUUCUGCUGGGUGGCGAGAAGCUGGAGGACGUCUACCCCAAAGAAGUGCUCGACUUAGUGGCGAAGAGAUUCGAGGAAGAAAAAUACUACUCCAAGUUCCGUUGA
Messenger RNA from Ogataea haglerorum, 1311 nucleotides. RefSeq lists its product as uncharacterized. The coding region runs from base 1 to 1311 and encodes 436 amino acids. Gene Ontology annotation, molecular function: ubiquitin-like modifier activating enzyme activity; tRNA threonylcarbamoyladenosine dehydratase activity. The record is from RefSeq and is a predicted model, not a curated record. Gene Ontology annotation, cellular component: mitochondrial outer membrane. The transcript has a single exon. Gene Ontology annotation, biological process: cyclic threonylcarbamoyladenosine biosynthetic process. NCBI's taxonomy places the organism in Eukaryota, Fungi, Ascomycota, Pichiomycetes, Pichiales, Pichiaceae.